CCGCUCAACAAGUUCUCCCCUCCUCCUUCCUUCCCCACACACACACCCCGGCUCCCCCGCCCUCCCCAGCCGGGCGCCGCAGCCGAGGAGGGCAGCGGCGGGAAGCGUGAGGCGGCGGCUGCCUCUAGCGAGCGCCGGGGCGGCCGCAGCUGAGCGCCCGGCGGGCGGGAGGGCGAAGGCGGCGGGCGGCGCGGCGGCUCCGGCGGGCGGCAGAUGAGCGACCGGCGCGGAUUUCCUGACGGCCAGCUCGCCCCGGCGGAGGGAAGGAGAUGCAGCGCAAGGGGAGCGCCCAGACCGCCACUUCUGCCUGAGGAAGCGUAAGGCAUCAUGGUGAGUAAGGAGUCCAGCAAAUGCUUACUCACCACCUCGGAAAGCGAAGUUGAGCCGGCGGCUUCACUCGCGUUGGAGAUGAAAUAUGCACUGGAUCCCAACCGGCAAAUUAAGAAACGAAACAAAGCCCUCCAGGUGAGAUUUAAAGAUAUCUGCGAGGCCCAGAACGAGCAGAGGGACAAACAGCUGUCCACCACACAGGAUCCCGACAAGAGGGAAGCCAAGGCCAUUUCCUACAAAACGGCUUAUCGCAAGUACAUGACAGUGCCUGCCCGGAGGUCAAUACCCAACGUCACCAAGAGCACAGGAGUUCAGACUUCGCCCGAUCUUAAAAAGUGUUACCAGACCUUUCCUCUGGACCGGAAAAAAGGGAAUAUUCUAAAAAGCGCCUCGACUGUCGACACCUUUAAGAGCCAAAACAACGGGUUUCUAAUAGACGUUAAGGACAAAGACGACAGAAGCUCAGGGGAGGCCGUUCAGUGGAGCAAGAAGGCCGGCAGCCUGCAGACGGCGGAGUUCAUAUCCCACAUCAACGAGCGCGCCAACACGGGGUCUCGCGCCAACGGGGCUGAGGCCUGGGUAAGCAGCGAUUUGCACAGCUCUCCCAAAGAGCUGCCUCCUCCUGCUCCUCUCCCAAACUCGGCCGACCCCGCUUUGGAGGAACCCGCUGCCCCCCGGCCGCCCAGCCGAGGGAAACCUGCAACGGGGCGGCUGGGGAGCGAGGAGGCCGCCCAACCCCUCCACGCGAGGGUUUUCAAGACUGAAGUGGCCACCGUUUAUUUACCGGCGGCUGGUUCCCACGCCUCGCAGCCCGACCUGUCAAACCUCGCGGCCGAGGCCGACUGGUCACCGUGCUCCACAGCCGAGGAGGACAAAAAGAGGACCGUGCACCUCAACGGUGUUCAGCCCCAGGAGGGAGAUGCUCGAGCCUGCUCGUCGCGGUGCCAAGCCACCGAGUGUAACGAACAGACCCUGCAGAUAAACGUUUCGCCGAUGGAGGAGAACCAGCCUUGCCAGACGGCUGUGGCGGUGAGCGAGGAAUGCCAACAAAUCGUGCCUCACACGGAAGUUGUGGACUUGAAAGCGCAGCUUCAGAUGAUGGAAAAUUUGAUCAGCUCUAGUCAGGAAACCAUAAAAGUGUUGUUGGGUGUUAUACAGGAGCUAGAGAAAGGAGAAGCUCACAGGGAAGGGCUUUCAUAUCGGACUGGUCAAGACACGGCUAAUUGCGACACAUGCAGGAACAGUGCAUGUAUUAUCUAUAGUGUGGAAUUGGAUUUUAAACAGCAAGAAGACAAACUACAGCCAGUUUUGAGAAAACUUCAUCCCAUUGAGGAAACUCAGGUUGCACCUUUGCCUUAUUCUCAGGAGAGCUACUCCUCCACUCCCAAGCAAAAAUCCAAAACUGAAUCAAAAAAGCACGGAAGAUGGAAACUCUGGUUCCUUUAACCCAAGUUCUUUGCGUGUGGAGUUCAAGGCCUUCUUUGAAAAAAUAUCUGGAGUUCUAUCAGUCAUCUACGAUGGGAUCUCGGUAGAGCGAGCAGCGUUACUGGCCAACGUAGUUCUGAGCGUUCUGGCAGCGUUCGGUUCUCACCGUAUGUACCAAAAAGGCCUCUGUACCUAGGAACUCGUGUCCAGAAGCAAGGCGUUAGGUAAUACCUUGCCAACUUCUAUUUGCAGUUCACCAAUGUGGGAUGUAAAACCUGAAUAGAAAUUUGUACAAAGCUGGAAAGGAAAACUAUUUCCAUGCCCCACCCCCCCCCCCAGAUCUGAAAGCGUCACAUUCUAACCUUUUAAAUUGUAGGCUGUCAUCCUGUACACAGCUAAAUAUCACUAUUGUUUUAAAGCCUUUGGGGGGUUUGGUUUAGUGUCUUUAAACACCGAGGGGGGAAAACAAACAAACAAACAAAAGCAAGCAAGCCUUAUGUUUGCAAUGGUCUUCAGUUUUACAAAUCCAUGUUGAUUGGGGAGUGCAGUUUUCAGCACAUAUAUCCUGGACAAAGCACAAUUUUUCACGUGGUCCGAGACCGUGAGCAAUCUCUAAGACGUGACUAUGUGUAUAUUUGCCUUCACGCGAUGUAGACUUCAACCAAGCUAUCCCAUUUCGACCGCGCACCGUCAUCUCCAACCGAGCAAUGUCCUCACCACCAGGCCAACCAGGUUGCUGCUGGUCUCCACUGGGCGAGCGGCUAAAAACCUCCCCCGGGGGGCCAGGGGAAGCCUCUAACACCUCAAGCUGACAGGGGCAAGGCCACGGGACAAUCACCUGUCCUAGAUCACAUUUUAAUCUUUUGGUACCCAAAAGGUCUAAAUGAUACAUUCUGGCACAGACAAAAAAAAAAAAAAAACAAAAACAAAAACAAAAACAAAACCAAAAAACACACGCACACAAAAAACCCCCACAAACAAACAGCCCCACAAACACAACAAUCAAAAGCUCUACGGAUCCUUGGGGCAUUUGCCGUAAUUCAGGAUCUUUUUGUUACGCAGUCUUUGGAAAACCUCUACACUAUUGCAGAAGGCAGCAGAAAAUUUACAGUAUGCAUCACGCUCUGAAACCUGUUUGGAAGGAGCAGUAAAUUUCAAACGCCAUUUAUUUACUAAGCCUCUCAGAUGGGUUUCCCAACUUACAAUAAUUUAUAUCUCAAUCUAUUAAUUGUACUUGCGAACCAACACAUAUAGGGAAGAGAUGGGAAUCCAUUUUUUCCCCAGUUUUUUGUUGUUUAGUUUUUUGGUUUUUUUUAAAUGACACAAAAUUUCGCUCUGAAUUAUAAACUGCAACUUUUUUCCUUGAAGUAUUUGCUACUGUCAUUAAACCUGCAUCUAGACUGACCGUUUGUGGAAAAAUUUAUCGUGCUAGAAGUGGCCAGGGAAUCUUCUUGUCGUCUUUUUUUUUGUUUUGUUUUUCCCCAAGACAAUUUGACUCAGUGUCACGUGAUCAUUCGGUUUUCUAAGAAUUGGUUUUCCAAUUGCAUACCCUGCAGCAUCAGUAAGAUACAAAUUCUUGAAUCUUUAGGUGGAAGAAAUGUAAUCAUUAUAGAAGGGUUUA
Molecule: messenger RNA, 3376 nt
Organism: Tyto alba (common barn owl)
Lineage: Eukaryota; Metazoa; Chordata; Aves; Strigiformes; Tytonidae
Gene: INSYN2A
Product: inhibitory synaptic factor 2A
Exons: 4
Coding region: 328-1776 (482 amino acids)
Biological process (GO): inhibitory postsynaptic potential
Cellular component (GO): postsynaptic density
Source: RefSeq, a predicted model, not a curated record